UGUUGACAAUAAUUCGUCGUUCCUUAUACUUAGUUAAAUGAUGUAUUGUCUGAUAUAUCUAAGAUUAAGUACAUUUUCAUUCAAGGAUAUUGUAAGUAAUAAUAUAUGAAACAACAUUUUACUAUUUACUGGUGUAGUGAACGAGAACACUAAAUGGGGACAAUUGAAUAUAAUUUAACAUGAAAUUACAGAAUCUUAAUAAAACUAGAGAACCUUACAUUAAAUACUUUAUUUGUAAAAUACUAAUCAAUCGUCUCAGACUUCAUUACUCGUUUGUUUUCACAUCAAUCACUGUCUGUUCUCGUUCUCUUCUCUUCAAUCUUCUUAACCUUCUACCACCAGGUAUUUCACUUUCGUUUGACGAUACAUGCUACUUAUAUUUAUGGGCAUCAGUAGUAGCACACACCACACCUGUACAAACUGAAGUCUAUUUCAUAAUAAAUUAUGAAUUUGAGAAUAAAAAUGCUAUUUUAAUUUGAAAAGAAAAAGUUAUAUGGAAUUCAUUCACCAACUACAUGUUUUUUCUACUAGGCUUUGAGCCAUGAUUUUUCAAUGGUACCUAAUUAUAUUUUAAGUUAAAUCUAUGAAUGAAAGUUUACAUUAAGGUAUACCAUAUAUUACAUAACUAUUAAAUGUCUUUCUUUUAGAUGGAUUGAAUGAUACAUUUCUUAUAAUUAUGUCUUUCAUUAAUUAGAUUUAGGAUGAAG
Messenger RNA from Schistosoma margrebowiei, 707 nucleotides. Lineage: Eukaryota; Metazoa; Platyhelminthes; Trematoda; Strigeidida; Schistosomatidae. The record is from the annotation of a GenBank genome assembly.